CUCACAUCUCUCCGUUGGAAAGUUGCUAGCAACACGAUGAGUCUGCAGUGGACUGCAGUCGCCACCUUCCUCUAUGCAGAGGUCUUCGCUGUGCUGCUUCUCUGCAUUCCCUUCAUUUCUCCCAAAAGAUGGCAGAAGAUUUUCAAGUCCCGCCUCGUGCACUUGGUAGUGACCUAUGGCAACACCUUCUUUGUGGUUCUCGUUGUCAUCCUUGUGCUGCUGCUCAUUGAUGCUGUUCGCGAGAUUCGAAAGUAUGACGACGUGACGGAGAAGGUGAACCUCCAGAACAACCCCGGGGCUGUGGAACACUUCCACAUGAAGCUUUUCCGUGCCCAGAGGAACCUCUACAUUGCUGGCUUUUCCUUGCUGCUGUCCUUCCUGCUUAGACGCCUGGUGACUCUUAUCUCCCAGCAGGCCACGCUGCUGGCCUCCAAUGAAGCCUUUAAAAAGCAGGCAGAGAGCGCUAGUGAAGCGGCCAAGAAGUACAUGGAAGAGAAUGACCAGCUAAAGAAGGGGGUGGCUGCCGGUGGAGUCAAGUUGGAUGGCAGGGACGCUGAAGUGAAGGUGGAGGAAGAGAACAGGAGCCUGAAGGCUGAUCUGCAGAGGCUGAAGGAUGAGCUGGCUGUUAACAAGCAAAAACUGGAGAAAGCUGAAAAUGAGGCUCUGGCCAUGUGGAAGCAGUCUGAGGGCCUGACCAAGGAGUACGACCGCCUGUUGGAGGAGCACGCGAAGUUGCAGGCGGAGGUAGAUGGCCCCACGGACAAGAAGGAGGAGUGA
Molecule: messenger RNA, 777 nt
Organism: Lipotes vexillifer (Yangtze River dolphin)
Lineage: Eukaryota; Metazoa; Chordata; Mammalia; Artiodactyla; Lipotidae
Gene: BCAP31
Product: B cell receptor associated protein 31
Exons: 8
Coding region: 37-777 (246 amino acids)
Biological process (GO): endoplasmic reticulum to Golgi vesicle-mediated transport; intracellular protein transport
Cellular component (GO): endoplasmic reticulum; endoplasmic reticulum membrane
Source: RefSeq, a predicted model, not a curated record